AUGGCUGCCAAGCCAGGAAGUUGGAUGAGAAACUGGGUGGGGCAGAGACUGUCCAUCUCCAUUGUGUUUGGCUGUUCCCUCAUCCAAGCUGGCCUUUGUGUUGUGUGGCUGGUAACCUCUCCCCCAUUCCCUGAUGCUGACAUGGAGUACCUGAAUGAACAAAUUGUACUGGAAUGCAAUGAGGGCUCUGUGACCAUGUUUUACUGUGUCUUGGGUUACAUGGGUUUCCUGGCAGUUAGCAGUUUCAUUGUGGCUUUUCUUGCCAGGAAGUUACCCGACAGUUUCAAUGAAGCCAAGUUCAUCACUUUCAGCAUGCUGGUCUUUUGCAGUGUCUGGUUAUCUUUUGUUCCCACUUACCUGAGCACCAAGGGGAACUACAUGGCAGCUGUGGAGAUCUUCUCCAUCCUAUCAUCCAGUGCUGGGUUGCUUGGCUGCAUCUUUUCCCCCAAAUGUUACAUUAUUCUGCUGAGACCUGAGAGGAACAAGAGGAAAAUAUUAAGAAUGAAAAAGCAGGAAGAUUAAUGAAAUUGAAAUGUCCGUUUACUUUUUGUUCAACAUUUGGAUUGGACAAAA
Varanus komodoensis (Komodo dragon) is the source of this 573-nucleotide messenger RNA. Its product is annotated as vomeronasal type-2 receptor 26-like. Gene Ontology annotation, cellular component: membrane. The record is from RefSeq and is a predicted model, not a curated record. The transcript has a single exon. NCBI's taxonomy places the organism in Eukaryota, Metazoa, Chordata, Lepidosauria, Squamata, Varanidae. The coding region runs from base 1 to 522 and encodes 173 amino acids. Gene Ontology annotation, molecular function: G protein-coupled receptor activity. Gene Ontology annotation, biological process: G protein-coupled receptor signaling pathway.